AUAAUUGAAGUCGCGUCAUAGUCAACAUGUAUAACUGGUGGGGCUAUCUCAGAAGAGGAUAUAUAUACAUGAAUUAGUAUGGCAGACGUUCCAUGGUGUCAGAAAUCGUGUAUAACUCACACGUGAUUUGAGUUAGUAUAGUUUCGACGAAAUUCUGAAGUUAAACAAGUAUUCAACAAUGGCUCUCAAAAAUGAAAAGAUCGGUAUAAUUGGCAGCGGUAUAAUCGGUCGUAGCUGGGCGAUGCUUUUUGCUGGCGCAGGAUACGAAGUAGUUUUGUACGAUAUCGUACAGGAGCAAAUUACUCGGGCUUUAGAAGAAAUUCGCCAAGACGUAAAUCACCUUGAACAAGCCGGUACUUUAAGGGGAACAGUUAACGCCGAACAGCAAUUAAAAUUAAUAAAAGGAUCAACUAAUUUGGCUGAGACUGUGAAAAACGCAACACUUGUACAAGAAUGCGUACCUGAAAAUUUGCCGCUGAAAGUGAAGUUGUAUAGUCAACUCGACGACGUAGUAGAUGACAAAGUAAUUUUAUCUUCUUCAACAUCAACAUUUCGCCCAUCCUUAUUAAGCGAAAACUUGAAGCAUCGCGAGCAACUCAUUGUGUCACAUCCCGUGAAUCCCCCGUACUUCGUACCACUCGUAGAAAUUGUACCGGCACCAUGGACGCGUGCGGAUAUACAGCAGAAAACAAAAGCUAUUAUGAGUGAAAUAGGCCAGACACCUGUUUUACUUUCAAAAGAGAUUGAUGGUUUUGCACUUAACAGAAUACAAUAUGCGAUUUUGAACGAGACGUGGAGAUUGGUGGCCGAUGGAAUUUUAAGCGUAAAAGAUGUGGAUGCAGUUAUGAGCGAAGGCCUCGGAAUGCGCUACGCGUUCCUCGGCGCGUUCGAAGCGGCCCAUUUGAAUGCAGAAGGAAUGAAGAAGUAUUGUGAGACCUAUAAAAAUUCAAUAUACAAUACGUCUUUGACAUUCGGUCCAGUUCCGAAAUUUGAGGGUGAAAUGGCGGAAAAAAUUAGCAACGAACUGAAUCAAAUGUGCCCAUUAGACCAACUUCAAAAAAGACGCGCGUGGAGAGACGAAGCUUUGACAAGAUUGUCUAUUUUGAAAAAAGAAUUGAACAAGAAAAAGUAAAAUAUGCUAAUGUAAUAAGAUGUUAACAUUUGAAAUGAUUCAUCGUUGAAUGAGAUUAUAAUAACAAUUGUGUGCAUAGUAUAAAUGUAUGUAUGUACAAAGAACGCAAUAGAUGUUCUUUUAAUUAUCUAGUUUCAAACACGUUAUAAUGUGUAUCAUGUUGGGAAAAUAAAAAAUAUAUUACUUAAA
Messenger RNA from Ceratina calcarata, 1321 nucleotides. It is a transcript of the gene Had1, whose product is annotated as beta Hydroxy acid dehydrogenase 1. Gene Ontology annotation, molecular function: L-gulonate 3-dehydrogenase activity; NAD+ binding. Gene Ontology annotation, biological process: fatty acid metabolic process. NCBI's taxonomy places the organism in Eukaryota, Metazoa, Arthropoda, Insecta, Hymenoptera, Apidae. The transcript has 6 exons. Bases 179 to 1132 code for a protein of 317 amino acids. The record is from RefSeq and is a predicted model, not a curated record.